AUGGAUGCUUCCGUACGAGACAAGGUGAUGGAAGACCCAGGUGGAAGAGUUCCCUCAGCACUCGAUAGUCUUUCGGAGGACGUCGAUCGAUGCGAUUGCCCGGCACUACAUGGGAAAAAUAGCUUAUUUAUGGAUCCACGUUGGGGGGAUGUGAUUGCAUUGGCUCGAGUAUAUCGAUGUGAUUGCCAAGUGAUCAUAAGUUUGUGGGUCAUCGGAAAACCGUCUCUUUUAUCCACUUCGAACAAGCUUUGGAAAAAUCCCAACAAUAGCCUGCCUCACCGCUUCCUGGGCCGAGUCCCUGGGAUGUCGGAGGCCCGCUAUCCUGGUAAUUGCCCCAUCGGUGCAGCAGCGCAUGGGCCGAAUUUCGCAACGGUCCUCCCGAUCUUCUGGGCGAAGGCACACUCUCGCCACAGAUGUCCCAUCCCCCGCCCCUCCGCGUCCAAAUCGAUGACACUCGCACAAUAUCCCGAAGCACCUGACGGGUUCGUGGAAGCCUAG
Coprinopsis cinerea okayama7#130 is the source of this 498-nucleotide messenger RNA. RefSeq lists its product as hypothetical. The record is from RefSeq and is a predicted model, not a curated record. The coding region runs from base 1 to 498 and encodes 165 amino acids. NCBI's taxonomy places the organism in Eukaryota, Fungi, Basidiomycota, Agaricomycetes, Agaricales, Psathyrellaceae. The transcript is spliced from 6 exons.